CUUUCCUGUUCGAGACUCCGCCUCCGCCGGAGGGGCUCGGCUUCGAGAUUCAAGAUGGAGUCGCUGAGUCGAGCUGGGCAGGAAAUGAGUCUAGCGGCUCUGAAGCAACACGACCCCUACAUCACCAGCAUCGCAGACCUCACGGGCCAGGUCGCUCUGUACACUUUCUGCCCCAAGGCCAACCAGUGGGAGAAGACUGAUAUAGAAGGGACUUUGUUUGUUUAUCGAAGGUCAGCUUCACCUUACCAUGGUUUUACCAUUGUCAAUCGACUGAAUAUGCACAAUCUAGUUGAACCAGUGAAUAAAGAUUUGGAGUUUCAGCUCCAUGAACCAUUUCUUCUAUAUAGAAAUGCAAGCUUAUCAAUAUACAGCAUCUGGUUUUAUGACAAGAAUGACUGUCACCGCAUAGCAAAACUCAUGGCUGAUGUGGUAGAAGAGGAGACACGCCGAUCCCAGCAAGCUGCUCGAGACAAACAGAGUCCCAGCCAGGCCAAUGGCUGCAGCGACCACAGGCCCAUCGACAUCCUGGAAAUGCUGAGUAGAGCCAAGGAUGAGUACGAGAGGACUCAGAUGGGGGACUCAGAUAUCUCCAGCCCUGGGUUACAGCCAGGCACUCAGCUCUUCAAUCUGGGAAGUACAGAAACUCUAGAGGACACAUUCUCUGGGUCACAAGAUAAGUCUGCUCCAUCUGGACAUAAACAUCUGACCGUGGAAGAGUUAUUUGGAACCUCUUUGCCAAAGGAACAACCAGCAGUGAUGAGUCUGGAUUCAGAAGAAGUAGAGAAGCUGCCAGGAGAUGCCUCCCAGAAAGAACCCAGCUCCUUCCUACCCUUUCCCUUUGAGCAUUCCGGAGAAGCUGCUCAGCCGGAAAACCUGAGUGUCCAUUCAGCCGCUCACCAUGCAGUCCAGCCUGAAGUCUCCACCCCAGUGCUCAUCACUCCAGCUUCAAUCACACAGUCUAGUGAGAGGCAUGCCCCAAGCUACACGGUCCCCUUGAGCCCUGUGCUCAGUCCCACUCUGCCAGCCGAAGCUGCUACUCCACAAAUUGUCCCUGGUUUACCUCGAAAUAGCACCAUAAUGCAAGGAGUGAAAACCACGCCUAGACAGAGGUCUCCACUCCUGAACCAGCCAGUCCCUGAGCUCAGCCACACCGGUCUAAUUGCCAGCCAGAGCCCCUUCAGGCCCCCACUGAGCAUGACGAACACAGCUGGCACAUCCCUCCCUAGCGUUGAUCUUCUCCAGAAACUCAGGUUGACUCCACAGCAUGACCAAAUGCAGACACAGCCGCUUGGGAAAGGUGCAGUCGCACCUAGCUUUCCUCCAGCAGCUGGUCAGCUGGCCACGCCUGAGAGCUUCACAGAGCCGCCCUCCAAGGUGGCAGCAGCAAGGGCAGCAGCCGCCGCCUCCCUGAGCAGCAUGGGCCUGGCCCCCCUUCAGUCUGUGCAGCAAACCCAGGACCCUGAGGUAUUUGCCCAGCCUAAGGCGUUAAUCAGUGCCAUCACGGUUGCAGGCCCUCCAUUGGUUACUGCGACGACCACAGCAGUAUCUUCAGUCCUGCUGUCCCCAAGUGUUUUCCAGCAGACUGUUCCGAGGUCCACAGACCUUGAAAGGAAAGCAAGCUCCCCUUCUCCCCUCACCAUUGGAACACCAGAAAAUCAGAGAAAGCCUUCCAUUAUUCUCAGCAAGUCUCAGCUCCAAGAUACAUUGAUACAUCUAAUAAAGAAUGAUCCCAGCUUCCUCAGUACACUUCAUGAAGCUUACCUGCAGGUUCUGACCAAGAACAAAGACAACCACAAGCUAUGACUGGAGUGGGAUAAACCUGAAGGCAGAGAGUCAACCUCAAAAACAAAUAGGCAUCAUCAUGGAAACGUCUUUCUAAAUAGAACGUGGGAGUUUUGAGAAUUCUGAAAUUCAGCCCGUGAGAAAGAGACUCAGUCCUUAAGAAUGUUUCCGGUGACAUUCUUGGUGAUAAUGGAGGUUUCGCUGUGAAGCAUCACCAGCAGACUUUUAUUUUGACAAAACAACAAAAAGACCAUUGUGUUCCAUGGGUGUUUUCCUCAGCUGUGUGGAAGUGUGUGUGGAAUAGGGAGUCUGGUUUCAGCUUGCUUUCAUUUUCACGAUCUUAGGAGUAGUCACCAGCCUUGGCAGCAGAGCUCAGCCUAGCCUACACCACCGCCCGACCCACGCACUGGACUCAUCGGCAUUAGGCUGAUGGUCAAGGGUUGAGCAGAGUAGACAUCAGUUCUAAAAGUAGCAUCAGGUUUUAAAGGAUCAGAGUUUAAGUUGAUAAAUUAGGAAUGAUUUGUUCAAGUGAAGUCUUUUAUAUGUGUGCCGCCAUUUGGGCCUUUAAAAUUCUGAAAUUUCCCUGCGCUUUGUUUUUAAGUGUCCCCACUCCUGCCAUGCAGUAGGCACCAAUGCAGGCACCAGUGCAGCGUUACUGUGGAAGAAGGGCCUUCUGAGAUCUGUAGUGAUACGAAAUUUGAAACAGGCUGGGGCUGGGAAUGCUCAAAUCCUACCAGAAAUUUUCAUUUUAAGUUAAACUUUCCAGUGGUUUUGGAAAUGUUAAAUUUGUAUGAGAAGCACAGCCUUAUUUUCCUUUUCUGUCUAAACACAGUUAGAAGUCAUUGUUAAUUGUAUUCCUUAACACUUUGACAAAAGGACCAGUGGACCAAUCCGACAAGGCCAUUCUGGUUCCAUUCCUCGAGUGUACUGAGAACCAUUUUAAAGCUGUGCAGAAAAGGGAGCUGUGACUCACACUGCCCUUACUGUGUUGUAGAAUACAGAGUUUGAAAGGAAGUGUGAGGUUCAGAAUGCCACCAGUGUACCCCCAGGUUGUGAGCACUUUCCCGGCCCAAAGUGUGGACACGGACACGCGUGAAGAUGCUUUGUUACGCUGCUGUUGAUCUGCCGUGAUAUAUAUUUAUUCCUUUAUGGCAUGGAAUGGUGCUCAACAAUAUCUUAAUGUAGAUUUUGAUUUAUUUCAGCAAUAGCAACUUUAAGACCUUCUCUGAAUGAGUGUCUGCGUUUCUAAGAUACAGGUCAUUUUGUAGCAUUUGACCAGUUAAGACGCACUGCUUACCUUCCCAAGUACUAUUUCAUGAGGGCUAAAAACCCACCUGGCCCAACCAGCUAUCACAAGGGCUAGCUGUGAAUAAUGCUGUCAGAUGUCGUGGUUCCUUGGGAACAGUCAUUUAAGCUUUAAUGGUAACUCAAUCAUGGAUCUGUAGGAGUUUUUUUCUUGCUGAAAUUUUAGGAAAUUACUUGUGAAUUACAAACUUACUUUAGUUCGGUCUUAGUUUUUAGCGUAAAGAAUACUUCAUUUGAUUAGCUUCUAUUGGUCUAAACAGGCUUCCUAGACAGUGUUCUGCGCAGCUUAGUGUCUUCUCUGCUGUCUGCCUAGUUAACGUGUGAAUUGUGUAGAAUUCAGGGAAAUUUAUAAGUUUUCUUACUCAAUUGGGGAUCAUUUGUUUUCAAAGAUAGUGUAUAAACUCAGCAACCAAAAAUGAAUUGUUCAUACAGCAUCUGGGAAAGAGAAAGUUACAGUAAGAUAGGAUAAGUGGUAGGAUAAGGAGUGUUGCUGACACCAGGAGAUGCAGUCCAAAAAGCCAGGUGGCUUUCUCACAAAAUGAAUUUACCAGAAGGUUUGAUCAUGCCCCAAGUGUAGUCUCAGUGGGCUUUAGUAGACAGAUGAAUCAGGGGAUUCUCGUUACAAUAGACAUUUGGAUUUAAAUGGUGCUUUUGAGUGUGUUUAAUAAUAUAAGAGAGUAAAAAGAGAAUACCCUAAAGAGGGUCUGUAAUCAGUCUGUUAAUUUUCACCCUUUAAUCCUAGGAAUGAAUAUGAUAGACAGUAAAAGAAAAUCUAUGAUAAGGCUUCCUUCGAGUGAAAGUAAACUUUUUAAAUGCCCAAGUUAUGGAGACUUGAAAAGGGUAAACCUGUUUCAACUCCCAAGUUUAUAUAUUCAAAGUAUUUACUUCAAAUUCAGAAGCCAAAAGUUUGUGGUCAUGAUUACCAGGAAGUUCAGGCCAGAAUGAGUCCCCAGAGAGCCAGGCCAGUCCUGGGUACUUGCAGUCGGAUGAGCCUGGCCUGAAAGUCACAGUUCAGUUGCCUUUUCCUCAUUCAGGCUUGCUGUCCAGAACCUCAUGCUAGCUUAGGUUGCACAUUUGCAUUGCUGCCAUGUCUUUACUGGAAACUUAGUAGAACGGAAGUGGACACCAACAUGGAGAUGCUACUUGCUAGGUUUUACAGAACCCCAGGAGACCGUCCUUUAGCCCACUCUGUCCACUGUACCUGCACCCAGCCCCCUAGCCUCUGCAGUCCACGUGUAGGCUCUAGGAGCAGCCGGAGUGUGGUAUGUGACAGUAUCCCCAGUGGGUGGCGCUGCUCUUCAUGUUGUAAAGUGAUGUCUUAAUUGGCACAAAUACCACACAGACCUGUGUACCUCCCAGACGGCCUUAUUCCUCUUUCUUGCACACCUCUCCUGGGAUUUGUGAGGUGUACAAGUUGGCCUGCUUGACUUUGGGUCCUAAGUUUUCAAGUGACCAUCAGUACCAGGGGAAGCAUUUCAUGGAGCCUGCAUGUGGAAUGCCCACAGCUUACCUUGGACAGAGUGGUGUUUUGUUCAGAAUUCAAGUCAGCCUGGGCACUUCUCUCCAGGAGGAUGCACAGGCUUAAGUUAGAAUGUGUCUGAUAGAUUUUGCGUGUCCAAGCGUUUGUUCUAUUUCUGGCCUAUGUUUUCUUGUGGACAUUAUAAACCCCAGCAAAUCCACUGUUAGGUAAAUUGUUUUAAACCUUGCAGCUUUAUUACUCUCCUUCCCCAAAGAAUGUAGUUUGAAUUUUUCUCCUUUUGAUAGUAGAGGCCAUAACUGCCGUUGUAUUACUAAUGAUGCAACAUGAAUCUGAGGGUGCCUAACUGCUUAAAAAACAGCCAUCACAGUAACUGGGGGAGGAGUGAGGUGGCACAGGCACAAGUGGGCUCCCCCUGCGUAGUAAGGACUGAGGGGUCGCAGGCCCGUGUCCUGCACCCUUGCUGCGUUCACUGUGGAGCGUGUUUCUUUGCCUACCUUUGGCUUUCUUCAUCUGUGUUCAGAGUACCUUCUGGAAGCAGUAGUGCCCUGUGUUUUCAUUGUCUGACAUGUUAGGGUCUGAGUAGAGCAAAGCUACUUACAGAGGCUUUUUAAAAGCUGUGCUUGAGAACAUUGCCAUAAGUGAGCCAGGCCUCAAGGGCCCUGUUUUUCAGCCGAUUUCAGCAGGAGAGGUACGUGCAAAGUCUCACUCAGAUUUGGAGUUGACAUCUUUCUUUAAAAUGCUAAGAUGCAAUAUCUAUCACUUUGAAGUGGGAAAAAUGCAAAAUUGUGUUUCCCUUUUAUCUGUGUGAAUCCUUAGGAAAUGCGUGUUUUAAAAUAUGUGUUCUAAAUGGUCUUUUUAUUCUGUAUCACUGCUUUGGCCACGUGGCUCUCACGACUCCAUUACACCGGAUUCUCAGCUCCCUGCAGUGUUGGGGACAAGACGCUGUGGAAUGACAGCAAGGUUUUUGUCUCAUGAGCACGAUACUGCAUCAUUAACAUUUUUAAUGGUAUGGAUUUUAUACCAUCUGUGUAUGUUUGCAAAUAUUAAGUUAUUACAUGUUUUAAAAUGAGCAUUUUUCAUCCUAAAUUUUAUAUGUUUGCAAAUAUAUUUUUUUAAUAAAAUUCCGAAACCCAGUUUUAGCACGUA
Messenger RNA from Heterocephalus glaber (naked mole-rat), 5713 nucleotides. RefSeq names its product decapping mRNA 1A (gene Dcp1a). The record is from RefSeq and is a predicted model, not a curated record. Gene Ontology annotation, molecular function: enzyme activator activity; mRNA binding. Lineage: Eukaryota; Metazoa; Chordata; Mammalia; Rodentia; Bathyergidae. Gene Ontology annotation, cellular component: P-body. Gene Ontology annotation, biological process: deadenylation-dependent decapping of nuclear-transcribed mRNA; deadenylation-independent decapping of nuclear-transcribed mRNA; positive regulation of catalytic activity.